This is a messenger RNA of Caenorhabditis sp. 36 PRJEB53466, 1516 nucleotides long. The record is from the annotation of a GenBank genome assembly. Lineage: Eukaryota; Metazoa; Nematoda; Chromadorea; Rhabditida; Rhabditidae.
AUGCGUUUUACCGCCCGUUUCCUGAUAAUCGUCUCAAUUGUCUGCAUCGCUUUCGUCUUUUGGCUCUAUCAAUCUGUCGCAAACCGCAAUGCUUCAAUUGUGGAGAUCGACGAUGAGGAAUGGAAUCGAAUCGUAGAAAAGAGAAGGAAAGAAGUGAACGAAUCGAUUGGAUGCCGGCACAUUCUUCAUGCUUUUGGAAAGAAAUUGAAAGUUGAAGUGCUUCUCAUUGAUCCGAAAGUUCUGGAAAUGAUUGGAAAGGAACGGUGUCGGGAGUUGAAGGCGUACAAAGAGAGGAUGAAAGUGAGAAAGAACUUUUAUAGCAUUAUGGGAUCGAAUACAGUUUCAGGUGGCCACUAACUCGAGAAAGGACUUCAGCUCAAUCAAUGAUCGAUACUUUGACCCUGCUUACUUUGAAAGUGAUGAAACGAAAGACUACUUGGAGUUUAAGUUCGAAUCAGAACCGAAACGAAUCAUUCCAAAGUUAGUCCAAGAGAAUCCAAAUCCAAGCAUCACAAUUGUUUACAGACAAUUCGAAACGGAAAAGUUCGGUAACCUGGCGGUUCCCCGGAAGCCGUUUCGAUUCCGUCAAUUCUGGGAGAGAUCAAGAGUCGUCGAGUGUUUGAAUAUGUCUAUGAACAGAAAUGAGACCGAACCGGUGAGGAAGGAAAAUUGAACACUUUCGUGUUUCUUGAAGUUUUCAAAAGAAUCGCUUAGUGGACACUGCACUUUGUAGAUGCAAAAUAACAAAAAUAGGCCAUUUUUGCAGAGAAAACUAAAUCCAAAGUACGCAACGUUCGAGUUGUCAAGACUGCGCGAUGUUCUGGUGGAGUACGACAUGUUUCCGUUCAUCAGCGAGGGAACACUUCUCGGUGAUUCCAUUUUGAAUUCCACGUCUAACCGCUUUCAGGCUGGUACCGAGAAUGCACCCUGAUCCCGCACACAAAUGACAUUGACAUCAACAUUAUGACGACGGAGUACAAUCCAAAGUUCAUGGAGGAUAUUGCCGACGGAAAACUCGGUUUCAAACUGAACAGACGGUUGGGAAAGGUGAGAAUUGAAUGAUUGAAACUGGGGUUUGGAAGAAAUGAUCAGUUGGAAGAUUCGCUGGAACUGACAGUCUCGCCGAAAAGCGGCUACAAAGUUUUCACGGAUAUAUUCUGGAUGUAUCGGCAACCGACCAGCAACGGAACCGACUACAAUUGGAUCGGAAGUCUUUGUGGUAGGAAAUCUACAGUACCUUCACUUCUAAGUGCUCUAAAUUUCAGGCGACGGCGAGAAAGUCCGCUUCAACUUCCCGCUCUUCGCGCCUUUCUGCUCGGCAGAUCUGCACGGACACCUCGUCUGGACGACUUGCGAUCCCCGGAAGAUAGUGGAGCACGAGUACGGAGAGAAGUGGAACGAGGACUUGCCGUCGGAUCAGUACGUCUGGCACAAGUCGGUCAAAAACGUGGAAAGAGUCGGAUGGUAUUCAAUGUGGCAGAUGAGGAAGAUACGGUUUCAGGAUGGCUACGAGUAG